Messenger RNA from Penicillium coprophilum, 225 nucleotides. RefSeq lists its product as uncharacterized. Bases 1 to 225 code for a protein of 74 amino acids. The record is from RefSeq and is a predicted model, not a curated record. NCBI's taxonomy places the organism in Eukaryota, Fungi, Ascomycota, Eurotiomycetes, Eurotiales, Aspergillaceae. The transcript has 2 exons.
AUGCCUACGGGCUCUAGGAGUUACUACAACGUAGGCAGUAUUCAGUACCUAGGCGGCUCUAUCAUGCCCCGAAAGUCCCACCCGGAUGACUUAUUCGACUGGGAUUUGUUUGUGAACGAAGAAGAACCGGAAGUCGAGGGAGAUUUCGCUGGGGUAACGAAAGGCCACCUACGCCGUGUCCAAUCCAACUUUGAACGGUCAGAGCUCCUUAGCUUUGAGACAUAA